This is a messenger RNA of Malassezia sympodialis ATCC 42132, 1644 nucleotides long. Its product is annotated as C2H2-type zinc finger protein. The record is from RefSeq and is a predicted model, not a curated record. Gene Ontology annotation, biological process: regulation of transcription by RNA polymerase II. Gene Ontology annotation, cellular component: nucleus. Gene Ontology annotation, molecular function: DNA-binding transcription factor activity, RNA polymerase II-specific; RNA polymerase II cis-regulatory region sequence-specific DNA binding. Lineage: Eukaryota; Fungi; Basidiomycota; Malasseziomycetes; Malasseziales; Malasseziaceae.
AUGACCAGCGCGCCGCCGAAGCUAGGGACCGACGGGUCACAUGGAUCUCACUCGCCGAUGGGGUCGCCGCGCCUCAUGUUGUCGCACCAUCUGCCUGGUGUGCUGUCUCCGUAUCGUGACUCUUCCACACGCUUCCAGACACUAGGGAGUCCACGCACGAGCAGUCCUCGCAUCUCGGCGCUGACGCGGGAGGCGUCGUUUGGGUCGUCACACUACCUGACCUCGACAUCGCGACCAGCGUCGCCAUCGCUCCCCCCUCUUGAUUCGACAUACUCGCUCUCGCCGGGUGCUGGUGCGCAGUCCGCGGCGGCCCGCAUGUCGACCCGGCCGCUCCCGCCCCGCCGCAGCUCGGACAUGAGUCGUCUCCCGGGGCCCGGCACCACCGAUGCGGCCGUGUUUGACGAGUCCCCGCUCUCGCCGCGGGUGCAGUCGCCUGUGCCCGGCGACGCAUCGCGCCCCAGUGCCCUGAACAUCGUCACUGGGCCGAGCCGCGGGAGCGACUCUCCUGCGCGCUUCCACGAGGGCUACGUAUCGAGCCCCAAGCGCGAGUCGUUCCGCUACGGCGCGCCGGGCUGGCGACCGUCCCUGAGUGGCUCGCGCGAUGGCUCGCCAUGGUUCGAUGGCCGCAACUCGCCGUUUGCCUCGAGUGCCCUGCGUGGCGGAACGGAUGCCGACAGUGCCUUGCGCGCCAGCGACACAGGCGGCGACGACGUGGCGGCCGCUCGCGCCGCUGGGCCGAGUGCGCCGACGCCCUACACGCGCGCGCUGCGGCCCGAGAGCCAGGUAUAUGCGUAUCGGUCCUCCAGUUUCUCCGGCUCCUCGUCGCCGUACCCUGCGCCCUACAUGCGGAGUAUGUCCUACCGCUCGUCCGAGUGGCCCGUCCCGGACGCGUACGCGGACGGAGCGAUUGCAAGCGAAUUCACACGCAAGCACAAGGUGGAGAGCGAUGCAUACGGCGACAGUGCACCAUCGCCGUACGCCGACUCGUACUAUGCGCCAUACACGCGGGGUGUGCUCGGCGCUGCGCCUCCGUACAAGUACGGGCCUGCGGCGCCGGGCCUGCAGUCGAAUGCGGAGCUGUCGUCGGGCGACGAUGUCUCGGAAGGAGAAAAGGCCGAGGGCACGCCCAGCGCUGCGUCGGGCUCGGCCAGCGCGCGGUACGCGCCCGGCAGCGCUCUGCCGGAGAGCGACUCGGGCGGCCCCAAGCUGCAUGUAUGCGAUGCAUGCAGCAAGACGUUCAGCCGACGGUCGGAUCUGGCGCGGCAUCGGCGCAUCCACACGGGCGAGCGGCCCUUCCCCUGUGUCUUUCCAGGAUGUGGCAAGAGCUUUAUCCAGCGCUCCGCGCUCACGGUGCACUCGCGCGUCCACAGCGGCGAGCGCCCUCAUCAGUGUGAGUUUGAGGGGUGCGGGAAGAGUUUCUCGGACAGCAGCUCGCUCGCUCGCCACCGUCGCACACACACCGGCCGGCGGCCGUACGUGUGCACGGUGCCUUCGUGCGGCAAGAUGUUCACGCGACGUACGACGCUGAACCGACACGUGCGCAGUCAUCAGAUGCCGCUGAAGAAGCGCGCUGUGGACGAGAACCGCUUCCUCGACGAGGGUGCGAUGAGUGAGGACGACGACGAGAGUAGCGAUGGCGCCUAG